AUGGCAACAGACCGUACACGCGUUAGAACGGAUUCUCCCAUUUCUGACGAGGCGAUGGGUGGAUUAAAUGACGAAUUAGCGGAAAAAAGGUUUAUUCCUGCCUUUUCUAAGGUUGCUAAACCAUUGACAAAUUUAUUAAAAAAGGAUGUUUCAUUUCACUGGGAAAGUACCCAAGAAAAUGCAUUGUGCUCGUUAAGUGACUCAUUGUGCAGGGAACCGAUACUACAGUUUCCAAAUUGGAACUUGCCCUUUAACGUGGCAACGGAUGCUUUCGGAUAUGCAAUUGGUGCCGUCUUGAGUCAGGGUCCUGUCGGGAAGGAUCUGCCUCCCGGAAUUGCCAAUGCUAACGCGGAUGCCUUAUCCCGAAAUCCAGUAGAGACGAGGAGCGUACUUUCUGUAUAUGCGGACGAUUCGGACGACAGCCCUUUUAUGUUCAAUGUCAGACGCGCAUUAACAGAAAACGAARACUAUGACCUCGACGAAACAGCUGACGGGACAGACGAUUUUGACGUGACGUUACCCUCGACAGCUGACGCUAAGAUAACAGAAACAGACAAUUAA
Molecule: messenger RNA, 561 nt
Organism: Polistes canadensis
Lineage: Eukaryota; Metazoa; Arthropoda; Insecta; Hymenoptera; Vespidae
Exons: 3
Coding region: 1-561 (186 amino acids)
Source: RefSeq, a predicted model, not a curated record